AUGCAUUCAGAAGCAGCAGUAUUCAACGCUGUCUAUCGAUGCAAGAAUUCAAGUGUCCCUACUGAAGAGAAAAUUCAUCAAACAAUUAAAUUUUUAGAAGAAAAUGAAUUUUGGCGCACGAACUCUCUCUCUUUGUUUGCAAAUCACAAAGAUCCAGGGGUUGUUCGAGUAGUGAAAAUCCUACAGAAACAAGAAGUUCGAGAUAUAUGGAAUGGGGAAGAACCAUGUGAACACAAAGGCAAUUCCAAGGAACAAUCAAAUCAAAACGGAAAAAAACCUUCAAAUAACGUAGAAGAAUCGAGAAAACCAGUUGCAAGCGAUGCGGUUGAGACGGAUGGAGGUGCAAUUGUGGAUGAACAGAAAAGUGAUAUUGGUGUAAAUAUUAAUGAUAGAAAGAAUAUGUCUUGCUAUCCUCAUAAUAGUCAGUUCCAAAAUACUUCACUGGUCCCAGUCAGUAGAGAGUGGGUGCCAUCGUAUAACGUACAAAAUACAACGGUUGACCAAACCACUACAAAUCCUCAUAAUGAGAAUUAA
Messenger RNA from Rodentolepis nana, 534 nucleotides. NCBI's taxonomy places the organism in Eukaryota, Metazoa, Platyhelminthes, Cestoda, Cyclophyllidea, Hymenolepididae. The record is from the annotation of a GenBank genome assembly.